Messenger RNA from Zygotorulaspora mrakii, 1491 nucleotides. It is a transcript of the gene GTS1, whose product is annotated as Gts1p. Gene Ontology annotation, cellular component: Golgi apparatus. The transcript has a single exon. Gene Ontology annotation, molecular function: protein binding; GTPase activator activity. NCBI's taxonomy places the organism in Eukaryota, Fungi, Ascomycota, Saccharomycetes, Saccharomycetales, Saccharomycetaceae. Gene Ontology annotation, biological process: intra-Golgi vesicle-mediated transport; endoplasmic reticulum to Golgi vesicle-mediated transport; endocytosis. The record is from RefSeq and is a predicted model, not a curated record. The coding region runs from base 1 to 1491 and encodes 496 amino acids.
AUGGCAUACGGUAAAGGGUUUGCUAUGGAUAGUAAAGAGGUUGAACGGGAACUCACCGCUCUUGUGAAUUUACCUGAAAAUGCAAACAGAUGUGGAGAAUGCGGAAGCCUAUUUCCCACAUGGUGUUCGAUAAACUUGGGCGUGUUUCUGUGUGGUAGGUGUGCCUCAGUACAUAGAAGAAUCCUCGAUCCCGAUCGUGAAGGUGAAGGUGAAGGCGAAGGCGAAGGCGAAGUUGCGUGGUCCAACGUCAAAUCAUUAUCGUUACAUCGUUGGAGGGCAAAAGAUUUGCAAAAUCUGUCAAGAAGCGGAGGAAAUAAGCGCAACAAAGAAAUUUGGAAUUCAAAGAAACAGCCAUUCCCAUUUGAUGGUGAUGAGGAUAAACUGCAAGUUGAGCAUUUCAUUCGAGACAAGUAUAUAUUGGGCAAGUUCAGGUUUGACCCAAUAGAUCCCGCAGAGUACGGUAAUACAAAUAAAAUGAGUAGGUCGGAUAAGAUCCGGGACAAAGUUCGUAGCAAUAGUUUUGGAGGAAGCAGAACCAGAUCAAGAGAAGGUUUCAGUUCUUAUGGGUCAAGUGAUAAUCUUCCAAGCCUAAGUGGCCGUCGGGCAAGAGAUUAUGAAUUGAGCAGGUAUGCUAAACAAUUAAGGCAAAUGAAGGAAAUGGGGUUCAACGAUGUCGACAGUAACGCUGAGGCGGUUUCUUUAGCUCAUGGUGAUAUAAACAAAGCAAUGGAUAUCCUGCAGCGGUAUGAUUCGAGGCCUAGUCGGAACCGCAGAAGUGAGAGCUCGUUAUCUAAUUCCAGAACAAACCUGUCGUCAGGGGAGUUCGACUCUCACUUCGGUUCGCAGGAAAAUAUCAAUUCGAGUGCAAACUCAGAUGCGAAUCCGCCAUUGCCAAGAAGACGCCCAAAGACCGCAGGUCCGCAACCUGCUCUCUUUGAUGGUUUGAAUGAAAGCGGACCAAUGCUAACUGGUGGUCAGAGGCCGCUGCAACCACAGCCGGCUGUAUUUGAUGGAUUUGACGGUUUCGCACCUCAACAGUACUACGAUCCCUCCACAGGAAUUAUCUACGUUGACGAGCAACAGCAGCAACAAUUACAACAAGCACAACUACAGCAGCAACUACAGAUGGAUCAACAACUACAGCUACAACAACAAUUGCAGCAGCAGCAACACCUCCAACUACAACAGCAGCAGCAGCAGCAGCUACAAAUGGCUCAACAGCAGCAAAUAGCUCAACAGCAGCAACAGCCUUAUAUCGACAAGAAUGCCCUGAUGUCACUGUAUCAGCGCCCUGAUAUGUACUCUAGCCCAGUGGAGCUUCAAGCAGAUCAGCCGCAGCAUCAGGAGAUCAUGCAAUUACGGCAGCAGCAAAUGCUCCUGACGCAACAACAGCAACAGCAACAGCAACAGCAACAGCAACAGCAACAGCAACAACAACAACAACAACAACAACAACAACAACAACAACAGGCCUUCCAAGGCUUCUAUUAG